AUGUCGAACCAGACCCCUGAAUCCUGGGAGGAUGAGCUUUCCCGACAAGCAGAGGGUGUCAACCUGAAUGGACAGGGCCGCCCUCAGGCUCAAGCACCCACCUUUCAACCAGGCGUAGCCAGCUUCCAGCCUGGUGCGAACUCUUUCGUUCCUGGUGCCGCCUCCUUUGUUCCUGGUCAGGCUUACCAGCAGUACGGUGGUGGAUAUGGCUAUGGUCAAUACGGUCAGCAGCCGCAGCAGCAGCAGCAGCAGCAAGCCUACGGAUACCCCCAGCAGCAACAGCAAGCCUUUGGCCAGUACGGCGCAUAUGCCCAGCAGCCCGGUGGCUACAACCAGUACUACAACCAGCAGCCCCGCCAGAACGUCCCUCAGCAAACUCCCGCCGCCGCCGCUCCUGCCGCUCCCUCCCCCAAGCCCGCCGCAAACGCUUCCGCUGCCCCUCCCAAGGCCAAGGUCCUCUCAAUUGGCGCAACUUCUUCGGCCGCUGCCCCCAAGACCAAGGUUCUCUCCAUCGGCACUCCCACCCCUGCCCCUCAGGCUGCUAAGUCUGAGACUGUGAACAAGGGAGAUUCUAAGGGCACUGCCGCCGCCGAGGCCGGUGCCAAGGUGACCGCCAGCAAGGCUAUUGAGAAGACCGAGAAGAAGGCCGACCAAAAGGCUGCUGCUUCCGGCAAGGCCUCCCCCGCGCCAUCCUCUGGACGUUCCAGCCCUGGUCGCUCUAGCCCUGCCCGUGGUGUUGAAGCGGCCAAGCAAGCCCGUGCGGCCGAUGCUGUUGCCAAGCAGCAACUUGCCGAUGUUGAUGAGGCUACAUUGAAGGAGAUUUACGGUGAGCGACGUGAGCACGUUAACGUUGUGUUCAUUGGUCACGUCGAUGCUGGAAAGUCUACUCUGGGUGGUUCUCUUCUAUACUGCACUGGAAUGGUGGAUGACCGAACAAUGGAUAAGUACAAGCGAGAGGCCAAGGAGGCCGGUCGUGAGACUUGGUACCUGUCAUGGGCCUUGGAUCUGACCAACGAGGAGCGUGCAAAGGGUAAGACCGUUGAAGUCGGUCGUGCAUUCUUCACGGUUCAGGUUCCCUCACCAGAGGGCCCCAUUGAGCGACAAUUCUCUAUCUUGGAUGCCCCUGGCCACAAGUCUUACGUUCCUCACAUGAUCGGUGGUGCUUCCCAGGCCGAUCUGGGUGUUCUUGUUAUUUCCGCACGAAAGGGUGAGUAUGAGACCGGUUUCGAGAAGGGUGGUCAGACCCGCGAGCACGCCCUGCUUGCUCGCAACACUGGAGUUCAAAAGCUGUGCCUGGUUGUCAACAAGAUGGAUGACCCCACUGUGGAAUGGAGCAAGGAGCGUUUCGAUGAAUGUACUGUCAAGGUCACUAAGUUCCUCGAGGCCCUUGGUUACAAGAAGAGCGACAUUUUCUGUAUGCCCAUCUCUGCCCAGCGUACCAUCGGUAUUAAGGACCGGGUUUCCAAGGAAAUUUGCCCAUGGUAUGAUGGACCCUCCCUUCUUGAGUUCUUGACCGACUUCGAACUUCCUGAGCGUAAGGUCAACGCUCCUUUCAUGAUGCCCGUCACUGCCAAGUACCGUGACAUGGGUACCAUGGCUGAAGGCCGAAUUGAGUCUGGAGUUAUCAAGAAGAACGGCACCUACCUGAUGAUGCCCAACAAGACCGAGGUCUCAAUUGCAGCUCUGUACGGUGAAACCGAAGACGAGCUUCAAACCGCCAAGGUCGGUGACCAGGUUCGUCUCCGUCUGCGUGGUGUGGAAGAGGAUGACUUCUUCCCCGGAUUCGUUCUUUGCUCCCCGAAGCGUCCUGUGCACUGUGUGUCUGCUUUUGAGGCCAAGAUUCGCAUUUUGGACCUGAAGAGCAUUCUUACUGCCGGUUUCAACUGUGUCCUUCACGUGCACUCUGCUGUCGAGGAAGUCACCUUCGCUGCCCUUCUGCACAAGCUUGAGCCUGGUACCGGCCGUAAGAGCAAGCGUCCCCCUCCUUUCGUCAGCAAGGGCCAGACCGUCAUUGCCCGUCUCGAGGUUACCAGCACUGCUGGCGCCGUCUGUGUGGAGGAAUUCGCCGAAUACCAACAGCUGGGCCGCUUCACUCUUCGUGACCAGGGACAAACCAUUGCCAUUGGUAUGGUUACUAAGCUCAUUCACUCCACCGAAGAGUAA
This is a messenger RNA of Penicillium malachiteum, 2163 nucleotides long. RefSeq names its product translation termination factor GTPase eRF3. Gene Ontology annotation, biological process: nuclear-transcribed mRNA catabolic process, deadenylation-dependent decay; translational termination; translation. Bases 1 to 2163 code for a protein of 720 amino acids. Gene Ontology annotation, molecular function: translation release factor activity; GTPase activity; GTP binding. The transcript is spliced from 2 exons. Gene Ontology annotation, cellular component: translation release factor complex. The record is from RefSeq and is a predicted model, not a curated record. NCBI's taxonomy places the organism in Eukaryota, Fungi, Ascomycota, Eurotiomycetes, Eurotiales, Aspergillaceae.